This is a messenger RNA of Rhipicephalus sanguineus (brown dog tick), 2632 nucleotides long. RefSeq names its product leucine-rich repeat and fibronectin type-III domain-containing protein 4. The coding region runs from base 15 to 980 and encodes 321 amino acids. Lineage: Eukaryota; Metazoa; Arthropoda; Arachnida; Ixodida; Ixodidae. The transcript has 4 exons. Gene Ontology annotation, molecular function: protein binding. Gene Ontology annotation, cellular component: plasma membrane. The record is from RefSeq and is a predicted model, not a curated record.
AGCAGGUCUGACAGAUGAUGGCUUUCGCUUUGCCGUUCCAAGUCGCAUGCGUCAUUGUGUUUGUCUUCCCGGGUGUGUGCCGAGCGAGGUACACGUCCGCCGUGUGUCCGUCCGAGAGCAACAUUCAUCCGUGUAGAUGUACCCGGACAGCCCUGGGUAUUCGAGUGAUGUGUUCGGCCGUUACCAACAAGCACUCCCUGAGGACAAUCCUGGGCUAUCUCAGCAGUUACAAGAUGAACGCACUGGCGCUGAAGCACAUCAACUUCGCCCUGACGCCGGACCUGUUCGACGGCCUCGAAGUGAUGACGGUCAUGGUCACGGAAUCGCAGUUCCGCAUGCACAACCCGACUACGGUGUACACCAGGCGAGUCGCGAGUCGGGUCCAUGACCUGGACGUGAGGCAGUCAACGCUCGACCUGGGAAACAGCUCCUUGGCAAUAUUGCACGGACUCAAGCAGGUAGUGGUUACCAACAGUAUCAUCAAAGAUUUAAGGAGGCAAUGGUUCCACGGACUGGGCGGUCUCCACCAUUUGGUUAUUGACCGAGCCAUAUUAGGACACUUCGAAGAGGGAGCGCUGGCUGAUCUCGACCAAGUACAAAGAAUUAUUCUGAAGGACAGCAGAAUCAAGUGCCUGCGCAGGAGUUACUUCCCGGAGCUGGCAGCCAGGUUGGCCCACCUUGAUUUCAGCGACAACGAGCUGACCUCUCUGCCGGCGGACAUGUUCAACAACAUGCCUGUUCUGGAAAGUGUCACGCUGAGCCGCAACAAGUUCACGACGCUGUUGCCGGAGCCCUGGAAACCGAUGUUGGGCCAGCUGCGGCUCGUCACGCUUGACGACAACCCGAUCGACUGCAAUGGAACCAUCUCGUGGAUGCUGCAGAGCAAUGCGCGUCACAAAGUCAGCGGCACGUGUGCGACGCCCCCUAACUUGGCCGGCACGAGAAUUAGUGACCUGGACGACAGCAGGUUGAGAAGAUAACAGCAGACGAUCAAUUCGCCAGCGUGCGCAACGAUCGAGUCAAGGCACCGACUGCUUUCGAAUGCCAAAAGCAAAGAAGUCCAUUGCCAAUCAGCGGGCACUGACUGAGCUAGGCUGGCAAGUCAAGUGCCGCCUCGUACCUCAGAGAGGAAUAUUCGCGUUACAUCAGAAUUCAUCGACACAUCACGCUUCGUUCCGGGCGGACCAGCUGAAUCACCACUCGGCCGAUGGAAACCAAGUCAAGACAAAUGUGUGCCAUAGACUGCUUGGCUCGUGCUUGCUGGCAUUGCCAUAGGUCGUGUGACUGCGUGACUCCCGGUGAUGCCACCGCGCCUUCCGCGUUAGAAUGCGGAGAUUGAUAUGCGCAUGACUUCCGUGAGCAGUGAUGCGUACUCGAACGCCCGAGCACAGGAGCGGGAGUACACCAGUGCAGGUUUUCGCAACAUUCCGGUGUGCGGAUUUUUUUUUUUUCUCGUGGUGUGAUGAUAUGAAUGCGAACCUGAGGGCCGCUUAGGCACGACUCAUCAAUACGGCUCCCUCUGGCGACACUGAACGUAAAAGACAUCAGCAAACAGUGGGGUUCUAUUUCCGUCUCUUAACAAACUUAACGUAGGUAGGAAGCGGAAAAUUAGCUGCCGUAACUGUUCGCUACGAGAUGUCUAAUGUUCGCAAGGCGAGCUCACCUGACUGUGCCAUUUUGUAACUCAUGCUUGGGCACCAUAGGAAAGAAUCGCCAUGUCAUUACUGUUAGGUCUACACGUGUGUGUAUAACGAAGUAAAAAUUUAUAAUUGACAUCAACUUGGGAGAAAAUAACCGUCGCAGGAAGCAAGCGGCAGCUGUGGUUUAGUGUUCGAAUGAAGAAAUAAAAGCGGUCGUUAGUGCACCGUAGCAGCUGUUCACAGCGUCACGAGAAGAAAGAUCUGAAAGAAUGGCAAGUUGAUAGAAGACAAGGUGCUCUAGAAUGGCCACAAGGGGUUUCAUAACGCUGCGUGUGCGGUCCAUAGCUCGCGUGCGAUGCGCAUCGAACUUCACUUCGUGGAGGUCCCAUAGGUGGGUGCAGAACUUGGGUAUAAAUAGAGUCAUCGAAUUUCAAGGAGUGUACCAUUGACAUUCUUCUGUUUUUCAUUUCGCUAAUAUUUAAUUAGUUUUCUAUUUUGUGAACUUCUUUGGUGUUAGUACGAACACGGAGAUCUGAGCUGCAGUGGAUGAAGGAGUGUAAUUAAAACAGGAUCGAAGAUUUCUGUACAUCACGACUGUAGACAUUGUCGACGCUUUGUUUAAAGAAACGAAUGAUGAAAGUCGUAGUCCAUCUUUGGGCAAUGAAAGUGGUUGGGACAUCGUAGCAGCCAAAGUAGCAUGAAAUUUGUCUCUCAGUGGACAGCCGAAGUGAACAAAGAACAUAGUACAUCAUGCACACAGAACGGCUGGGCUACAUGAAACGAAGAGCAGGCUUUUUAAAGGGAGGCAUUCUAUCCAUCAAGUUUAACAGCGCACAGGUUCUGCACUAAAUAUGUGCUUGUUGUGCUAAGUGAUGUCACAGUUGGCACCGUAUGCCUGUAUAUUUUUUUAAAAAGUGUUGCUACUCUGAAACAAUCCGUGGUGCCACAGUUUUCUGGUCAUGUAAAUAUGAUGACAGUAAUAAAUGAUUUUA